UGGGUGCACCACAAGUAGGCAUUGCCCACCGCUGAUGAUGGCGCUCCAACAACCCGACCCAGCGCUUUUGGCGCCUCAAUCAUCCUUGUCCUUCACCCAGGGCUUUCUCCUAGGACAGCUCUCUGUAGUAUUAUUGAUCGGCGCAUUCAUCAAGUUCUUCAUCUUCGGUGAAGCCCCACCGCCUCCUUCCCGAGGCUUAUCCAACCGCACAUCCCACCGCCGCUACAGCUCAGUUUACAACCCUCCGCAAGAUCAAAAGACACUUCGAGAAAAACCCUCAAACUCAAAUGUUCUUCGUCCGGUGCCUGCCUCCUCUACCAAUACACGCUCUAUUCUCCGAAAGACCUACUACAGCGCCAUUCCUACUAAUCCGUCCAAACAUGGCCGACAUCGAAUGCACCACUCGUCCCACCAACCGGAGUCACUGGACUGGUUCAAUGUCUUGAUUGCGCAGACCAUUGCACAGUACAGGCAAACUGCCUACGUUCUGAAGGACUCGCCCACAGCCUCGAUCUUGAGCUCCCUGAAUGCCGCUAUGAAUAACCCGGAAAAGAAGCCAUCCUUCAUUGACAAGAUUACGGUCACCGAUAUCUCAUUGGGAGAGGAAUUCCCCAUUUUCAGCAAUUGUCGCAUUAUCGCGGUGGACGAUCCCAAUUCCGACGGUGGCAGGCUACAAGCCCUAUUGGAUGUGGACCUUAGCGACGACAACCUCUCAAUUGCUGUAGAAACUUCUAUGGUACUCAAUUAUCCCAAGCCUCGCUCUGCCAUUUUACCGGUUGCUUUGUCGGUCUCCGUUGUUCGAUUUUCAGGAACUCUGUGUAUUUCGUUGAUUCCGGCAUCAACAGAGGACCCCCUUGAUACGCCCGCAAAGACACCCGAGCCUACAGUGGAACCAGGUUCCAAUACAGCCACCGGGUCUGCCCAGGAUCAGAACCCACCCAAAAGCAGUCCCAAGAGCAAUGUCGCGUUCUCAUUCCUUCCAGAUUACCGACUUGAUCUUUCUGUGCGUUCUCUCAUUGGUUCGCGCAGCCGUCUCCAAGAUGUGCCCAAAAUUGCCCAGCUGGUUGAGGCCCGAGUUCACGCGUGGUUUGAAGAACGUGUGGUUGAGCCCCGUGUGCAAGUUGUGGGACUCCCAGAUCUAUGGCCCCGUAUGGGUAGGACUGGCGUAAGGCCUGGCGAAGAAUCCGAUGCCGGGUCUACUGCACCUCCACGCAGCGCUGGCUCUGCCGAGGCAGGAGCGAGCCCGUAUCAAUUUUCCGACGGCCGUGAACCGGAGGGGCUACGGUUCCGUGGACCUUUGCCUUUGGAUCCUCGUUUAGGACUCGGUGCAGGCUCGCGCAGUAGCAGCUUCAAUGCUGAUAUGGGGAGCUUGCGGAGCCCGAGUAUGACCCGGCAGGACAGUGCUGGUGGUGCAAGCGACCAGUUCUCCAUGCCGGGUGGUAUGCCCGGUGGAGUAACUGCAGGCAGAGAUUUAUGA
Molecule: messenger RNA, 1477 nt
Organism: Penicillium pulvis
Lineage: Eukaryota; Fungi; Ascomycota; Eurotiomycetes; Eurotiales; Aspergillaceae
Gene: mmm1
Product: ERMES complex subunit MMM1
Exons: 3
Coding region: 35-1477 (480 amino acids)
Biological process (GO): phospholipid transport; mitochondrion organization
Cellular component (GO): ERMES complex; endoplasmic reticulum
Molecular function (GO): lipid binding
Source: RefSeq, a predicted model, not a curated record